UACAAUUCGGUUGCCCUCACCUGUUUUCUCCAUCACUACACUACUACUACUACUACUACUACUACUACUACUACUACUACUACUACUACUACUACUACUACUACUACUACUACUACUACUACUACUACUACUACUACUACUACUACUACUACUACUACUACUACUACUACUACUACUACUACUACUACUACUACUACUACUACUACUACUACUACUACUACUACUACUACUACUACUACUACUACUACUACUACUACUACUACUACUACUACUACUACUACUACUACUACUACUACUACUACUACUACUACUACUACUACUACUACUACUACUACUACUACUACUACUACUACUACUACUAAUACUAUUACUAUUACCAAUAAUAGUAAUAAUCAUAAAUAUCAACUUUCUAGCACGUCACAAGAAAACUUAUUUAUAUCAUACAUGAUAUACAUCAACAUUGUGUCAAGUUUGAUUUUCUAA
This is a messenger RNA of Schistosoma turkestanicum, 483 nucleotides long. The record is from the annotation of a GenBank genome assembly. Lineage: Eukaryota; Metazoa; Platyhelminthes; Trematoda; Strigeidida; Schistosomatidae.